AUGCUGGGAUGGCUGACUCGCUGCCUUCCGGGGCUUAGCAUUAUCGCCCUCGGCGUCCUGCUGCUGGGUGCUUUCUCCGACAUCCUCAAGUCGACGCUGUGGAAGAGCUUCUUGCCGCCCAACCCAGUGCAUCCCGGCAAACCCCCGCCGCAAGAUGGUUUCUGGAGCGGGCUCAACCCGGCCCAGGGCAUCUUUAUCGUGUAUGCAGUGCUCAUCCAUUGUCACAUGUUCGGCUUCACGAUGCGCCUGGCAUGGUCCAUAUUCAGCGCGACCAGACACGCCAAGCAGUCCUUUAAUCGGCGUAUAUGGUGCAAGCCGGCCCAGUCCCCCCAGAUGACGGGCGAGGAGCUUAUCGAGCAGCCGCUGUCCCCAAUCUCCCUCGCGUCGGACUCUUCCAAGGUGAGGAAGACUGACGUUCCCGGAAUAACAGUGAUGGAGGUCCAGGAAGAGGAGGAGGAGGAGGAGGUGGUGCACGCAAUCAUUCUUCCCAACUAUUGCGAGGACUUGCACACCCUGGAGACCACUCUCAAGGUGCUGGCCAGCCACCCACGGGCCAAGACGCAAUAUGAAGUGUAUCUGGCUAUGGAGCAGAAAGAGACCACCGCCACCGUCAAGGCAUCCCAUCUGGUGGCCAUGUUCGAAAAGUCUUUUCUCCACAUUCGACCCACCUUCCACCCCACAGGAAUUCAAGGCGAGAUUGCGGGCAAGAGCUCCAAUGUGGCCUGCGCCGCGCGCAGCAUUGUUGAGAUCCACCGGCCGGAGCUGAAGAUGGACUGCUGCAAUGUUGUUGUCACAGUCAUGGACGCGGACACCCACCUUUCCCGCGAUUACUUCACCGAGAUUCGUCGCAUGCACUAUUCGUACAUCACCGAAGCAGACCGAACUAUCUACUGCUGCCCCAUCAUUUUCGACCGCAACUCCCACGAGAGCCCUGUUCUCGUCCGAUGUGCUGAUCUGCUCUGGGGCUUCGCCGGCCUGUCCACCAUGUACCCGGGGACCUGGAUCUCUAUCCCCACCUCAGUCUACUCACUGCCUUUGUCACUGGCCGAAAAGGUCGGAGGAUGGGACAGUGAUCCGACCGCUAUUGGCGAGGAUAUGCACAUGCUGCUCAAAUGCUACUUCGAGACUGCGGGCAAUGUCGUCUCGCGCGUGAUCUGGAUCCCCGCCAGCCAAUGCAAUGUCUCCAGUGACCGUGGCCGUGGCUGGCGGCGUACCCUUGACACCCUUUUCGCCCGGUACCGCCAGGCACUGCGGCACAUGUGGGGAGCACUGGACUCGGGCUUUGCGGCGCGCCGGACAAUGGGCUAUCUCCGCUUCCACCAGCGAUGUCUCUUCCUGCGCCCACGGCAUUUUGCCCUCCUCGAGUUACUCUGGGAAGCGCACUUCAUGCCCUGCCACCUGACCAUCAUCAUGUUGUUCUCCGUCUUAUACCCUCUCUGGGUUCCGGUGUCCGAACUGCACCCCUCCCUUGCCUGGGCUUUCUCGUUCACCGAUCUCCUGCGCGCGCUCUCCUUCAUCGGGAUGAACAUCUGCCUGAGUCUCUAUGAGCGCUGGCACACGCUGUGCCUUAACACUCGAAUGCAGGACAUGCGCGACGCAAACUUGCAUGACACCGGCUGCUCCCCGCGCGUCUGGUACAAGCCGCAGUACCUGCUGGAUCGUGUGUGCUUCCCCAUAGCGGGUACUAUUUACGGAGCCGUGCCGACCCUGCACGCCGUGUUUGCGCACUUCUGGACGGACCGGCUCGUGUAUCGCGUCAGCAAGAAGCCGACUUUCAACCAAGACGCGGUGGCCCUAGCAUGA
Messenger RNA from Penicillium canariense, 1803 nucleotides. Its product is annotated as glycosyltransferase family 2 protein. Bases 1 to 1803 code for a protein of 600 amino acids. The record is from RefSeq and is a predicted model, not a curated record. The transcript has 3 exons. NCBI's taxonomy places the organism in Eukaryota, Fungi, Ascomycota, Eurotiomycetes, Eurotiales, Aspergillaceae.